Molecule: messenger RNA, 3337 nt
Organism: Diachasmimorpha longicaudata
Lineage: Eukaryota; Metazoa; Arthropoda; Insecta; Hymenoptera; Braconidae
Gene: eco
Exons: 6
Coding region: 627-3029 (800 amino acids)
Biological process (GO): mitotic sister chromatid cohesion
Cellular component (GO): chromatin; nucleus
Molecular function (GO): protein-lysine-acetyltransferase activity
Source: RefSeq, a predicted model, not a curated record
CGAUAAAUAAUGCACAAUUUUUCCUUCUGUUACGCAGGCUCGUAACACCAAUGCUCAUAGAAGUGGGGAUCGUUCUUAUCGUUAGACACUAAAAAUGUUAGUUAAUGCGCGGCUUUUGUGCAAACCCCACAAAACAAUCAUAUCCAGUUAGCGGAAAACAUUUUCUCGAAUUACACUCGUGUGAUGUCAAGUCAAAUUAACAAGUGUAAAUUCGUUUCAACUAUGGCAAGUGUAACGGGGUCUAAUGUGACAUGGAAUCAAUAUUUAGUCCUUUUUUUUUGAGGAAUUUGUGUUCAGGAAUUCUUGGGGUUUGUUUGAAUGUCUCCAUUUGAAUUUGACCAUGGGGUUAGGCGGGUUCCGCGUGUAAGUUGGCCGGACUGUUUAAGAGUGGAGGGAAACUAGCCGUUACGAAUAACAUUCACUGGACUCCAGAGCAUCGACGAGUAUGAGCCACUGUUGAAUGUUUGGCCGUUGUGAUUGGAAAUUUGUCGAAGUUUUGAUGGUUUAUUUGAUUGAUUAUUGAGUUGGGAAUUUGUGGAGAGUAAUAUUGAACGUGUGGAGAGCUGGAGGCGGUUGGAGAUUCGGUGGAGAAUCGCACAGGGACUGAGACCAUUCCAUCCAGCAAGAUGUCAACCGACAGUGGAUUAGGGCAAACUCCCACCCCCCAGAUCCAGAAGUCGUUCUUUUCAACCCCAAGCUCUUCAAAACGCCAGCUUUUUCAGACCCAAAAGCAUUUACAAUCUCCUGUCCCACCUGGCUACGAGUCUGACCUAGGACCCAUGUCUCCCAUAGCCCACUCAGACAAGAGUAGCAUCAGCAGCUCCCCAGGUCGUUCCUACCACUCGCCCGUGACCACUCCUGAGUGCUCCCCCAAGUCGCAACUACGCCAGUGGGAUCGUCUGCGUCCCCUCACCCGUGAGAAUUACAGACUCUCUCCCUUCAGCUCGCUUAGGAAGACAACCCGCGAGGCCAGGGCCUCUCCUGGUCGUCGACUCUCUUCUGCCUCGCCAGGAUCUCUCCCAAGAACACCACAACAUCUCAACCGUCACCAGAUAAUCCCAGGCACACCCGAGGGCACCGAAAACAUGAUAACGGAGGACGGAAUAAUUCCAGAAACUCCCCAGAAGAGCUGCGAUAUAACAGACACUCCAAAGAGGGCAAAAAACCCCGAGAGAAGACUGAUAACUCCUCUGGGUUCAGUCUGCAAGAGCAUCAUCGUUCCUCCCCUUAACCGUAGAAAGUCCCUGGGUCUCGUGGACCUCGACCAAGCUUCAUCACCAGAGAGACUCACUCAGAAGAGACAUCUCACUGAUGAUCAUGCCCACUCAGCAGGAACUAAGCUCAUAAAGACUGAUGAUGCCUUGUCGAUUCCCAAGGCUCGAGCCUCCCUUUUCCCUGAGGAGAAAAGCGAGAACACGAUACCCUUCACCCUAAGCACAAAAUCAUUCUACAACAAGACCCCUGGGGACGAUGGGACCAGGAGGUAUUCGAUGUGUUUCGGAUGGAGAAGUACUGAAACCAAACCCAAGAAGAGGUACAGCCUGCCCAGCACAAAGAGACGUUCCGGAGGGCACAGGCGGCCGAAGUUUGGAGAGAUCAAUGCUGGGGUGACUCAUGGUAUUAAAAAACCCAAGCCCAGGAAGUCAUUGGUCAAGACUUCUAAGGACGAAAAGGGGCAGAAGGUCGAGACUUCAGAAUCUAGUCCUCAGGUGGCGAGGUUGACGAGAAGUAUGGGAGAGAAGAAAGGGGAGGAGCAGGAGGAAACUCAUUCCAGGGUGCUGAAGGUCAUUCCGGUUGUUGAGAGACCGCCGUCCCCAGUUCCUGAUCCCACCAAGAGAUUUUUCAAAACGAAUAGAACGAUAAAAAGCCGAAAUCUUGCUACCGUCACGGUUAAUAAAAAUAUCAAGCUGAAGGUCGCCGACGGAGUGAUCAAACUGAACGAGAAGAAGAAUAUGAAACCUCUGCUCAAGAAGCCAAGGCUAGAAGCGACUUUCGAUGCUAAUGAUCUAACAGUCGAUGAGCCGGAGGUUAAUAACGAAAUGCAGCAGAGCGAUGUCAUGGACAUUCUCAGGGUGCUGGAGGAUGACUGGGGAGACGAUGAGUAUGAUACCAUGGGACCUCUGGUCAACAAUCAGGCAGUCAGGUCGAGUCAUGUUUUGAUGUCACCUGGGAGUGUCCUCAGUGAUAUGACGUCUUCUAUGAAUAUUGCGGACCAGGAGAACGCGGGGACAGAGGACGAGGGGGCUGGUGGCGGGGAAAAGUACUACCCGCUGUUCUCUAAGGGCUUCACACCGGCUGUUAAUGAUUCUUUCGACAAAAAACCGAACAGAGGAGUCAAGAGACAGGCCUGGCAGCUCUCGACGAAAGCAAAUGGAGGAAUUGAUCAGUACCAACUUGAUGUUGGACAGAAGCGAUUUGGCACCACUCAAUGUCUCGACUGUGGGAUUGUGUAUCAGAUUGGAGAGCCGGAGGAUGAGAACGCACAUUUGAACUUCCACAACAGCUUCAAAACCCUCAAGUUCAACGGCUGGAAGAAUGAACGAGUUGUGGUGGAAGACACGAUGAGAGGCAGUCGCAUCAUAACUAUUGAGAAAACGGAUCCAAAGACCUCUUGGAAGAAGGUGGAGGAAGUUCUCGCUGUUGUCGAUCGUGACUUGGGACUAGCUGACAUGGAAUUGACAGACUACCAUGAUAAAAAGAUUUAUCUUUACAUAAGGAAUAAGACUAUUCUAGGGGUGCUCAUUGCUGAACCUGUGAAGGUUGCACACCAGAUGAUUCCGGAGCUUGUAGAGUUUGACUGCUGUUCGACUGAAGAGAGUCCUGUCAAAUGUGGUGUUAACGUUAUUUGGACAGCCAUGAGCCACCGAAGACAGCACAUCGCUACUAAAUUGCUAGAUGCUCUGAGAACUAACUACUUUUACGGAUACAUUCUGUCCCUUGAUGACAUUGCCUUCUCCAUGCCAACACCGACGGGAAAAAUAUUUGCCGAGAAGUACACAAAGACUCGCAAUUUCAAAGUCUACAGUUAAAGGUUUUUAAAUUUUUUUUUCCAGUCCCAAGUGGCUUUUUACCGAAAAAAACAUUUGAUGCCAUUUUGAUCCCAAUGACUUUUAUGUAUUAUUCCCUAUUUUUUUGUAACUUACAAUGGAAUAUUUAUCCUUUUUAUAUCCAUUUUCAUUAAAAAGACCACAUGUUAAUUUGGUGUAGAAAUACUUCGGGAAUAAUUUAGGGAACAAGUGUACACCUAAUUGUACUUAGUGUUUUUUUUAUUUUUGUAUGAAAAAUGAAUAUAUGAAAUACAGACUUUGAUAAACCUUUGUACACGAUAUAUAACAUA